AUGACAAGCAGCUUAGGCAAGGAAACUCGCAGACAAUUGGCGCCUUACCUGAGGAUGGACAGGAUGGGAAUUAACAGUAUUGGCUUUCUCCGCCUUAAUAGGUGUUGCGCAUCUUAUGGCCGCAUUAUCUGGAAGAACAUGAUGGCCGAUUCAAUGAAUGUCCUCUUCAUAAAGAUAUCGUCGAGAUUCAUCAUUCAGAUGAUACGGAGGUUUGUUCGGAAUGAAUGUAAAAUCAUAGUAAGUCAUAACACAGUGGCGGAAUAA
Molecule: messenger RNA, 264 nt
Organism: Nezara viridula (southern green stink bug)
Lineage: Eukaryota; Metazoa; Arthropoda; Insecta; Hemiptera; Pentatomidae
Source: the annotation of a GenBank genome assembly